AUGUCGCUGACCAACACAAAGACGGGCUUUUCGGUCAAGGAUAUCUUAGACCUGCCUGACACCAACGAUGAGGACGGAUCGGUGGCGGAGGGGGCAGAGGAAGAGAGCGAGGGAUCGGAGCCCACUAAGAGAACCGGGGUGCUGGGACCGAGCGCCCUGGAAGCAGUACAGACCUUGCCCCUGAAAAAUCCUUUCUACGACAACAGCGACAACCCCUAUACCCGUUGGCUGGCCAGUACCGAGAGCAUCCAAUAUUCCUUGCACGGGCUGGCGGCUGGGGCGCCUCCGCAGGACUCCAGCGCUAAAUCCCCGGAGCCCUCGGCCGACGAGUCGCCGGACAACGACAAGGAGACCCCGGGCGGCGGGGGGGAAGCGGGCAAAAAGCGGAAGAGGAGGGUGCUCUUCUCCAAGGCACAGACCUACGAGUUGGAGCGGCGCUUUCGGCAGCAGCGCUACCUGUCGGCCCCAGAGCGCGAGCACCUGGCCAGCCUCAUCCGCCUGACUCCUACGCAGGUGAAGAUUUGGUUCCAGAACCAUCGCUACAAGAUGAAACGGGCGCGGGCCGAAAAAGGUAUGGAGGUGACCCCCCUGCCCUCCCCACGCCGGGUGGCCGUACCCGUCUUAGUCAGGGACGGCAAACCCUGCCACACGCUCAAAGCUCAGGACUUGGCCGCAGCCACCUUCCAGGCCGGCAUCCCCUUCUCCGCCUACAGCGCCCAGUCACUACAGCAUAUGCAAUAUAACGCCCAGUACAGCUCCGCCAGCACCCCCCAGUACCCGACAGCGCACCAUUUGGUGCAAGCUCAGCAGUGGACUUGGUGA
Molecule: messenger RNA, 822 nt
Organism: Trichosurus vulpecula (common brushtail)
Lineage: Eukaryota; Metazoa; Chordata; Mammalia; Diprotodontia; Phalangeridae
Gene: NKX2-2
Product: NK2 homeobox 2
Exons: 2
Coding region: 1-822 (273 amino acids)
Biological process (GO): regulation of transcription by RNA polymerase II; cell differentiation
Cellular component (GO): nucleus
Molecular function (GO): DNA-binding transcription factor activity, RNA polymerase II-specific; RNA polymerase II cis-regulatory region sequence-specific DNA binding
Source: RefSeq, a predicted model, not a curated record